Molecule: messenger RNA, 786 nt
Organism: Arthroderma uncinatum
Lineage: Eukaryota; Fungi; Ascomycota; Eurotiomycetes; Onygenales; Arthrodermataceae
Product: RNase III domain-containing protein
Exons: 3
Coding region: 1-786 (261 amino acids)
Biological process (GO): mitochondrial translation; RNA processing
Cellular component (GO): mitochondrial large ribosomal subunit
Molecular function (GO): ribonuclease III activity; structural constituent of ribosome
Source: RefSeq, a predicted model, not a curated record
AUGGCUUUCAAAAUUGCUCCUAUCCAGACAAUUGCUGGUUUUGCCCAGCCUGCGCGCCGGCGCGCCCCACGCUUCCUCCUCCCGUUCUGCUCACAGUCCCAAUCGAGCUCUCGACGAAGAAUAUCAUCCACACACGCUCCCCAGGAACAGCAGACCGUGUCAGCUCCGACUCCGCGAUGGCAACAAACUCCCCCUGCCAUGAAGGCGCCGGUGAGACUGCGCACCUCCUCCCGGGAGGAAUUUAAGGUCAACUCCGACCCUGCGGUGCUGGACAACUUUUAUGUUCGAGUGCUAGGACAAGACGGUGAUAAACUGUUAUCUGAGGAGGUUAAAUGGCAGGCGGUUACCCAUAAGAGUUUUGACCAGGGACGGAGAGGAUUUAAUGACCGACUGGCUUAUUUUGGCAAGCAAGUAAUUAUGCUCCAGGCGUCACUUGCUCUCAUUCAGAAUCCCACGGUCUAUGCCCAACCACUUAAGCCAGACUCGCAUGGGAGACAGCCGUACGAGUCCCCGGCCCUCAGAGGGCUCGAGGUUUUGUCUCAGACCACGAGGAGCCAAUUGACACGGAGGAAGGAGAUGUCCGCCCUUGCUAGACAUUACGGCAUUAGUGAUGUCCUCAGAUGGCUACCAAGAAAGGAAAACUUGACUGAAUCUGGAGUUGAUACGGUAUACACCCACGCUAUGUACGCGGUCAUUGGAGCCGUUGCACUCGAAAACGGAAGCAAAGUCGCAAACGAAAUAACCCGUGAGAAAAUCCUGAAGCCGCUAGGGUUCAAACUCGCCUGA